CACUUUGACCCACCCCGUUUCGUCUUCUCCUUUCUGUGACUCUAUUUCUACUCCUGCACUGCAUUGGUACCUUUGCGCCUGAUUCCAAUACAUCCCCUUCGACGCAGUACCCAGAGCUGCAUUCCAUUCCAGGCCUUCUUAUACCUACAAUUUGAAACCCUGCCCCUCUUUCGGCGCAAAUCCUCCUCUUUAUAACCAUACCACCUCCCAGAAAUGGCCCGUCAACCCUCUCUCGACUCUGAGCGUCCCAUCAUGGCUCAAUCGAACCGAAACUCAAAGCGAUUCUCCACCGUCAGUGGAAGCCCAUCGCUGGCUGCCUCCGAUCGCACCAACGGCACUCUCCCCAGUGGCGACCCCAGAAUCGCCGAUAUCUUCCAGCUCCACGAUGGCUUCGAGCGCCUCGAGAGCAAGCCUCUCAACAAGCAGCGAUUUGUCCCCACAGAGGAGAAGUCAAACAACCUGAACAAACUCGCUCUCGGGGCUAAGGUCGAGCGCGCUCUCGGCAGGAGGAUGACUGGCCAAGACGCUGUCAUGCGCAAGCCUCUCUCCGAGAAGACCGAGGCGCGAACUGACUAGCCCUAAUCGUGACGAUAUAUCUAGGAGACAAAUGACUUGCCAUGUGCUUUGUUCGUUGCAUGGUUGACCGUCUCUGAUCGUUCGCUUGUUUCUUGUUCCCAAUCUCUGCUUUUUUCGUCUCAACAUCCGAGCCUCUAUCGACACGGCUCUUAUGAUUGCUGUCUUUUGUUACAGUCACCCUUUCAUGUCCUAUCAUACCCCUCUUUUUUUUUUUUUUUUUCGGAUCAGUUUGUGGCGUUUUGACUUGAUGAGAUUCCCAUUAUUUCCUUGAGUAUGAACUCCCGGAUCUGGUAUUUUCUCUUUUUUUUUCGUUUCUCUUAUUUUUCUUGUCUGACUGUCACGUACCUUGAAUUAUUAUGAAAAC
Penicillium samsonianum is the source of this 940-nucleotide messenger RNA. RefSeq lists its product as uncharacterized. Bases 214 to 576 code for a protein of 120 amino acids. NCBI's taxonomy places the organism in Eukaryota, Fungi, Ascomycota, Eurotiomycetes, Eurotiales, Aspergillaceae. The record is from RefSeq and is a predicted model, not a curated record. The transcript has 3 exons.